CAAUUAUUCCUUUAGAUACAGAUUCAGUGCGUGUGACAUUGGGUGUGUUAACUCGGUCGCAGCGGUUUGAAUUUGAGCUUUAAGUAGCAGAGGUGACAGUUUCGGAGUGCCUGUGAGUAGGUUUUUUUUGCCGACCAUUGUUUGUAGCGAAUUGUGCAUAUUGGAGGUCUUGUAUAGGAGAGGGUCAAGGUUGAAGGGGAUUCACUUCUAGGGUUUCGCUGAUCUUUUCUGGUGAAGAGGUUAGAGCUUGUGAAACAAACAAGUGGGUAUGGCUUCGAGAAUGGAGCAGUCGCAACUUCGCGCGGAAUCGAACCGGGCUAGGGAUGAAGGUCGGGAGCACGUCCACAAGGGCACAGAGGCGGCUAAGGAAAGCGCCAAGGAGUACAAGGGCGCGGUGCAGCAGGAGGGACAGGCUUUGAUGAAAGGUGCUGAGGAUAGGUACGAGAGUGCCAAGAAUUACACCAAGCAGAAGAGUGGCGAGAUUGCGGACUCUGCUGUUGCGACAAAGGACGCCUCCGUGGACAAGACUGUAGGCGCUAAGGAUACUGUUGUGGACAACACGGUUCGGGCCAAGGAUUCCAUCGUCGAUACUACUUCUCAAUACGCUGGUGCAGCUAAGGACAAGCUCGUGGGCAUGAAAGAUAGCGCGCUUCACUCAUUCCAGCAAACCAAGGAUUCCGCUAAUGAAGUGAGUGCGAAUGCCAGAGAUAAUGCUGCAGAAAAUUACAACCAAGCAGCUGGUUACACUCAAGACGCCAGUAAUCGAUUUAGGGAUUCUGCAUCAGAAAAGUACAAUCAAGCAUCGGACACAGUUGGCAAGACUGCUCAGAAUACCCAGAGAGGCGCUCAAGAGAGCUUUGGACAUGCAAGGGACGACACAUACACAUACAUUGAAGAGGCACGGAAGAACCUUGAUCGAGCUAAUAAGUCGCUGGCAGACACGACUGCCAACACAGCUCAUAGUGUAACCCAGAGGACUGCGGAGACAUUGGAAGGUGCUGAGAAUACCGCGGGAGAAUACGCGAAUGCUGCGAAAGACAAAUCGGCUCAAACUUGGGAUGCAACGAAACAGAAAGCUGGUGAGCUAACUGGGACUGCACAGGACAAGAAGGAAGAGGUCAAGGACAGUGCCGGACAGACCUGGGAUGUUACGAAACAGAAAUCUGGGGAGUUCGCAGAUUCUACCAAUAAUAAGAAGGAAGAAACGAAGUCCAGCGCUGGGCAAACAUGGGACUCUGGAAAGGAUAGUGUAGGGCAGACGUGGGACGCCACUAAACAGAAAGUUAGCGAGUUAACUGGCACUGCACAGAACAAGAAGGAAGAGGCCAAGGAUAGUGCCGGACAGAUCUGGGACACUACGAAGCAGAAGGCGAGUGAGGUAGCAGAUGCCGCGGGAGACAGGGAGGAGGAAAUCAAGGGUAAAGCUGGGCAGACAUAUGAGGAUAUGAAGGAGAGCGCUGCUGAGACGUGGGAUGCUACGAAGCAGAAUGCAGGGGAGACGGCAGAUGAAGCGGCUGAUGCGGCAUAUUCAACCAGGGAUCGUUCGUACGAUGCCGCUGGUGUGACGCAAGAUCACACCGCCUCGGCGUGGGAGCAAAUGAAGCAAAAAGCGUCGAACCUGUUGGGAGUUGCCCAGCACAAAAUGCACGACAUUGCUGACGCAACGCAGAGGAAAGCGAAUGAGACUGGAGAUCGAGCAGCUUCAACAUUAGAUUCCACCGAGAAGGCCGUGUCCGACACCGCCCAAGAUGCUGAGGGCAAGCUCAGCUCCACUUGGCAGUCAACAAAAGACAAAGCAUCUGAGGGUGUGGAUGCUGCUAAACGGGGAGUUAAUGAAAUGUCGGAUGAGGCGCGGACUGCUGCUGAGCAUGAGAGGGCUCACGAGCACAAGCGGGGUCCAUUGCUAAGCUUUGAUGGACUCAAGCAAAAGGCGUCUCAACUCCUGGGCGGUCACGAUGAUAGCGCAGAUGAUGCCAAGCGAAGGGCAGAAUCUACAUGGGACGCAACCAAGCAGAAAGCAUCUGAAAAUGUUGGAGAAGCUGAAGAUAAACUCUCCGGGGCUGGCGCGAAGCAAACAGCGUCGCAAGCUUUGGCCGCUGGGAAAAAUGAAAUGGCUGACACUUUCGGUGAGAUGCAGGACAGAAACACGUUGUCUGAGAGCACUGUAGGAGUCACUCCAGAGAGAGGUGCUACGGCUAAAUCCGUUUGGGACACUACCAAGGAUAAGGAUCAUUCCAGGGACAACCAUUCCGUGGUUCCAGAAGUGAAUUGGGGUGAAAUUAAGCAGAAGGCCUCCCAAUUCUCGGAGGGUGGUUCUAAUGAAAUGUCGGAUACCUUCGAUGAUACCGCCGACAGAACCACGCUAUCCGAAAGCACUGCUGGAGCUGUCCAAGCUGGAGCUCAUGCUGCAUCCGAUCCACUGGACCCCUCCCACGCUAAGAUGCAGGCUCCUGAGUACCAUAAAACUCCAGAGAUUACCCACGGCGUGGACUGGAAUGCUGUGAAGCUGAAGGCUUCUCAAGUCUUGGAAAGCUUCGCAAACGAGACCGCUGACACAUUCGACACCAUCCAAGACAGGGAUGUCAUUUCUGAGAGCGUGGCAAUGGCGAACCCACACAAACCAGGGCUAGCCUCGAUCCCAUUUGAUCCCACAUCGACGAAAACUUCAGUUCACGAAAAGGUUAACGAAGCUUCUGACGCAGCGUCGCAGAAGAUGGAAGAAGCACGAGAGGAGGCAGCUAGGACUGCGGAAGACACUCGUCACGACACAGCUACCCACAUGAACAACACCGGAUUGAGCUGGGACAGUUUGAAGCAGAAGGCUUCCGAAGUGCUAGGCAGCAUCCAACACGCCUCGCAGGAUGCUGCGGAUGCUGCGGAUGCUGCCCAUGAACAGGCUGGCAAAGCAGCCAACGACUCCUCCCACACCACGGAAGCAGCCUUGAGGAAAGCUGCUGAUGUUGCAGGAGUUGCAAGUGAUAGGGUGAAUUCUGGUUUCAGUACUGAUGAGACAGUUUAUACCUCCGAGACGAGGAGAGCCACUGCAGGCCAAGUUGCGGAUUACGCAGCUAAGUAGAUUGGUUUCCCAAUAAGUUAGAGGUGGGUAGUGUAGCAAACGAAUGCACUACCAAUCAGUCCGAUUUUCAUUUUCAAGUACCUCUUUGUAAUUUAAAUGAGUGAACAUGACGUCGUUAUACUUCAAUGAUACAGAUCAAAAUUUGCGGUUCUGUGCUUCAUAUUAUGCACAUGCAAUCGUUAUAUCAUUUCAA
Physcomitrium patens is the source of this 3269-nucleotide messenger RNA. RefSeq lists its product as uncharacterized. Lineage: Eukaryota; Viridiplantae; Streptophyta; Bryopsida; Funariales; Funariaceae. The record is from RefSeq and is a predicted model, not a curated record.